Molecule: messenger RNA, 6630 nt
Organism: Lethenteron reissneri (Far Eastern brook lamprey)
Lineage: Eukaryota; Metazoa; Chordata; Hyperoartia; Petromyzontiformes; Petromyzontidae
Product: E3 ubiquitin-protein ligase DTX1-like
Biological process (GO): Notch signaling pathway; protein ubiquitination
Molecular function (GO): zinc ion binding
Source: RefSeq, a predicted model, not a curated record
GCCAGAGGAACGAAGACAACAGCAGGCGGAGGUCGCAGUUGCUGCUGCUGCUGCUGGCGCCGAUUGUCUUCGUCAUCGCCUCUGUUUACAACUCACACAACACAAAAAAUACACACAUACGCUAGCAAUCACAAUCAUUGUAUUUAUAGCAUUGACGCACGGUAAUAUAUGAUGGCGGCGGCGGGGGCCGUGGUGCUGCUGCAUCCUCCUCCUCCGCCGGCUGGCUCGGGCUUGGUGGUCGUAUGGGAGUGGCUGAGCGAGCAGCAGCGCUGGAGGCCGUACAGCUCCCGCGUGUGCAGGCACAUCGAGACGGCUAUCGGGACCCGCGGGGCAGGAGGUGGUGGAGGAGGAAGCACCCGUGGCGGUGGCAGCGUGGUGCUCGGGCAGGCUGAGCCUCUCCUCGCCUCCUAUAUCAUCGAUCUGAAAUCCAUGUGCCAGUUCCGCCAGGAUACAGGCACCAUGCGCCCGAUCCGCAAGCGCUACUUCCCGGUGGACUCGGCGCCAGGCCGCGGCAUCGUGUGGAAGUGGGAGCAGGACGGUGGCGCGUGGACGUGCUACGAGGCGGACCUGUGCGCCGCGCUGCAGGACGCCUACGAGCGCCGGCGGCCGGGCCUCGACCUGACUGCGCUCUCGGGCCUCCCCUACUACGUCGACUUCUCCAACAUGUGCCAGAUCAACCCGCGCACGAACUUCCGCCGCCGCAUUCUCGUCACGUACGAGGCGCCGUACCCGCCCGCUUCAAGCCCGCCGCCGCCUCUUCCAAUGCAUCCGCAACCCCACUACCACCACCAGCCGCAGCACCACCAGCACCAGCAGCAGCAACAUCACCAGCAGCAUCAGCAGCACCAGCAGGCGGGCGGUGCUGCGUUGGGACACAUGCAGUUCGUGGCGCAGACGCUGCAGCCCGGACCGGGUGCGGGUCAGGGAAAUGGUUCGUCGCACAGCAGCGGACCGCUGGUGACGGCCGCUACCUCGCCGGUGCCGACGCAGGCGGCGGCGGCGGCGUCGUCGUCGCCGGGCAGCCCCGUGCCGCACGCGCAGUCGACCCAGGCGUGGCCGCUGUCGUGCGGCUGCCAGCAGUGCCAGGGCCGCCCUCCGACGCAGAAGCGCAAGGCGAGCCAGUCCGGCAUGCCGGUGCCGGCGGCGGCCGCGCGCCCGGGGCCCCCGCCGCUGUCGCCGACGUCGUCCGUCGCCGGUGUCGGGGUGCCGAUGCCGCAGGGCCUGGGUCCGGUCGUACCCAUCAGCAGGAUGGGGCCAACGGCCAGGGGUGGCCCAAUGAGGCUUGCUGCUGCGCUGCCACCACCAGGGAUGCCUUCACUUCCAGGAAAUGCAAUGAACCUUCCAAUAUCUCUGCAGUCUGCAUUUGCAGCCGGCGGGGGGCUGCUCCCCAUGACUCGCGCCCUCCCUAAGCAUCUCUUCCAUCCUCCAGCCGUGAGCAAAGACGAGCUGCGACCCGUGCCCGGCGUCUCUGGCACCUGCCGCAAGAUCAAGAAGUCCAAGGGCAAGAAAGGAAAGAAAUCACCUGAAGAUGUGGUGAAGAAAUACCUGCAAAUGAUGAAAAACCCACCGGAUGAGGACUGCACCAUCUGCAUGGAGCGCCUCGCCGUGCCCUCGGGCUACGAGGGCAUGACGGGCUGUACGGGCGUGCGGGCCGACGGGCUGGGCCAGCUGGGCCGCUGUGGCCACGCGUUCCACCUCCUCUGCCUCGUCGCCAUGUACAGCAACGGCAACAAGGAUGGGAGUCUGCAGUGCCCGACGUGCAAGACGAUCUACGGGGAGAAGACGGGAACUCAGCCGCCCGGCAAGAUGGAGUUCCACGUUAUUCCGUUCUCACUGCCCGGCCAGCCCGACUGCCACGCCAUCCGCAUCAUUUACGACAUCCCAUCCGGCACCCAGGGGCCAGAGCAUCCAAACCCGGGCAAGAAAUUCACGGCCCGCGGCUUCCCCCGCCACUGCUACCUGCCGGACAGCGAGGAGGGACGCAAGGUGCUGAAGCUGCUGAUCGUGGCGUGGGAGCGGCGGCUCAUCUUCACGGUGGGCACGUCGAGCACCACGGGCGAGGCGGACACCGUCGUGUGGAACGAGAUCCACCACAAGACGGAGUUCGGCUCCAACGUGACGGGCCACGGAUUCCCCGACCCCAACUACCUGCAGAAUGUGCAGGCCGAGCUGGCCGCACAGGGCGUCACCGAGGCCUUGCUGCUCGACUAGCGUGCGUUCGGGCCCCGCCCCCCACCGGCCCCCCCCCUCCCGCCCCCCUCCCGCCCUCCGGCUCCCCACCCGCCCUCCUGCCACGUUCACUUCGAACUCGGGCCAGUGGCAGCGGCCAAUUGACCGAGAGUCGAUGGUCGAGACCACAGGGGGGAGUGAAGCUUUGCCCACGUCCGUGGCCACUCCUCCCCCCCGGGGUUUGAUCUCACGUUCCUCCCGUGCCGACUCUCUGUCAUCUUUACUCUCUUCCGAGUCAUCGCUCGCCUUUUGUCGUAACCUCUCGAGGACCUGGCACUUAUUAAUCGAUCAGUCAUUAAGACCGUCCUUACCUUACAGCCUUGUACAUGCGCUUCGCUGUUGAAAUCGUACCUCCCCGCUGUGAACCCCACGUUCGACAACUGCGUUUGUGUGCAAGCGAAAUCCGGAAGCCCCGGUGACUUUGCUUUUUGUUUGUGCUCUAAGGCUGCGAUGGCGCAGACAGCGGUGGCUGCUGCUGCUUUGCACUGAAGCUUUCGGGGUGGGGUGGGGGGGUGCGUGCGUGCAUUGCAUGAUCACAUCAGCACAUCAGCAGAGGAGAUUUGGAGCCGCGUUUGACGGCAUGAGCGCUUGAGUUUUGGAGGGAGAUGGCGAAGGGGGGGGGGGGGCCCUUUUGUGUUUCAGGGCGGCGGCAAGCACUGUGUGAAAUGGCCCGUGGUGGACAGGAGGGGGCGUGCGCUUGCGCGUGUUACAGAGAAGGCUUCUACGCAAGCGCGAUGGCGCUGGGAACGAGGUGGUGCGGAUCUGUCGAGCUGUGUCACGCCACGCCAUCGCACUGCAAGAUGGUGGCGCGAUGUGGUGUAAUCAUAUCUGCUGUGUUUACAUCUUCCGAUGCCUCGCAAUCCCCGCGCACGGCCGCAGGAGCAAAAGUAAACCUGGGUCUCGUUGCGAUGAGGUCUUAUGUCAGAAGUACGUCUCGUACCUCUGAGUUACUAGCAAUGUUUUCUUUGUUGAGAAAUGAAUAGUUUAAAAGAUUUGAGGAAGAGGUUAAGAAAUACAAUACCUUAUGACGUAUAUGAGUAUCCCUGACUGGGAAAUAUAUUGUUCAUCUUUGCAGAUGGCGCACUGUGUACUAUAAAGCGGAAAGUCCUUUGGCUGCAAGGGGCGUAACCUCAUGCGAGAGAAGCGGCAGGGGCGUACAGAAUUAUUCCCGCUCACAAGACGAGUCUCGUUUUUUUUUUUAACUCGUCCGCCUGCCCUUCGCAGCAAACGCAGAAUGUUCAGGCGGUCUCGUGUAAUUCUUUUUGGUGUUGUACAUUAAUCAUAUUUUUGGUUUCGCUUUAAUUUGCCGCUUUGUGUGCAUGAAGCGCAACUCGCUGGCCGAUUGAGGGCCACGUAUGUUUUUUCUUGUUGUUGUGGUGGACAACAAAGCCGGUCACGGUUAUGCGUCCUUAUCCGUGUUUGGUGUUUGUGUUAACCUCAGUGCUCAGUUUGAACUAUCUCCCAGCCUUAACGAUAAAUGUUGGAAUCGCGUAUAGUGUACUGUGCAUAGUUAUUAGUUGUCAAGCUGGAACUUCGAUGCCUGGCGACAGAUUGUGACCACUCGUCUGCCCUGGGACUUGUCAUCACUUGUGUGUGUGUGUACAGCUGCGGCGUCACUCUGUGCAUUUGCAUAUUAUCCCAGAGCCAAUUUUCCCCCGGCACGCCUUUUACAAUUUGAGUGCCAUGCGCCGUUAGCCCAAGAUUGAAAGGUCAGGCAUGUGCACAAGGCCCCACCUCUGUUCCAAAAUGCAUGAUAGGGUGCCACUCAAAAUUAAUGCUUGUUAUUUCCGUGGUCAUGCUUCCUGGUUUCAUUCGCUUGCCUGUUAAACCGAAGCGCUGCGAGUCUGAAGACAAUCCCUUUUUAUUUACUGGUUGCUCGACGGAUUUGAAUCGAGCAUUCGCAUCGUACGUAGCCAGCCGUGCUAAUCGGAGGUGCGUAGUAAGAGGAAACUAUGCAGAUCAAAGAUAAUCCGGAGGAACCUUUAAAUAUUAACAGGUUAGAAUGGCAUUCAGCAGUAGACUUUUAACACCAAAGGUAACAAAUGGAGAGGUUGUGAUCGCAGAAAAUGUAGACUUAACUUUUCCGUAUGCAUAUUGAGUGGCACCCUAAUGCAUGGCUUCUAAAGAACGUGUCUUUGAGAUGCGCGCCCUAUAGCCCGACCGCAGGGUUAAUGCAAGACGAACGGCUCGUCGCCUCUGCUCUGCGGAGGCGGGGGGGCGAGCUUGCGAGUCAGGGAAGGUGAUGGCGAUGGAGGCCGUGCUCCGUCGGCACUUGGGUGACGCUCGUAGGCGUCGGCGCGUGGGGAGGGAGGGCUGUCGACGGCGCUUUAUUGACGGAGCCGCUCCACGUGUGGGACCCCAUGGAUGGAUUUGAGUGGAGAUGUACAUCUGACGAGAUGCGACGUAAAAGACCGAGAUUGACGCCGUCGCCGCGGUUGAUUGUCCUCGAAGUGAAGCGCAUUUGUGGUGGUUGGUGGUGGUUGUUGGUGGUGUUUCUGCGCUCGUGGUUACAACGACGCAGGGAAAUUAUCAGUUGCGACAAUUUCGUGAUAAUGAGUUUGUGCUUCAAAUCGUAAUAAUACAACUAAAAUAAAAAGUUAGAAGAUAAUUGUAAAGAAAAAUUAUAUAGCAAUAAUACUAAUAACGAGAACAAAUUAUAUCGUAAUACUAAUGAUUAACGUGUCUGUUGCGGCGGAGGAGAAAGAUGACCAACAUCUGCACCGUGUCAGGGGCUGUGUGCGCACGGCCCGCUUGGCAGUAAACGUCCCUGCUGAAUGUGAGAUCACGGAAAUCGCUCGCUCGCGUGACUUUUUGAAAAAGUUAAGCACGAAACUCUCUUAGAUUUCACCUGCACCGUCCGACGAACGCUACGCACAGAUGUGCCAUCGCAUUGUUUAAUGGACAUGAAUGUGACUUUUAACAGCACAAUGUCGUGCGUGCGGUUAGAGGUGGCUCUUGUGUUUCUCUCCAUUGGUCGCCCGCAUUAACGACUUUCUUCCUGUAACCUUCCGACCGAUGGAGGACUUGUUCCGCAGAGGAAUGAACCGACGAUUACUUUAAGCGGGAUAUGUUGAGCCUUAAAGGCAGCACAGUGGAGGAGGUUGUUCAUUUUUUAUAAUGUUUUUUCGCAAGAUUGUACGAAAAUGUUUAACGGGGGGGGGGGGGGGGGCGGGCACGUGGUAAAAUGGUAAAAAUUACCCAGCAAACGCGGUACGCGAUUUGUUGAGAGGCCUUGUGUUGCUCUGACUGGAGGGUUUGCUCAGUGAUUUCCUGAGAGCAUGUUUCAGUUGCGUCUUUGUUGUUUCGCUUUGUUUUCCAAUGGUUAUCGGGAGUGCGAGAAUGCCACUUUUGUGUGGAGGGGUGGCCGCGUGGCUCGAGGUGUCGUAGCAAUUGAGCCCGGCACUGUUUUGUCUUCAGCCUGGUCAACCAAUAAUUGCACAAAAAAAGCCUCGAUGGUUUUUUUUUUGUAAUAAAAAAAAGUUCCCAUUCGAUGCCAUGCGGGGUGACCGCUUUGCAGGACGUACGAGAAUGCUCCACUUAGUGCCGGAUAAGACAACUCGGGUGACUUAAAAAGUUGACGCGUUUCCUCUUCCCCCCCCGCUGCGCAUCUGAACCGAGCCAAGGUAGCGCCGCGUGUAUCAGGACAAGGCAGGUUGUUUUUCCACUGUAAAAAGCCGAGCCGCGCCGUUGACGUCACGAUGAAUGAGUCGUGCCGCAUGCGAAAGACGCGGUAACGUGUCCUUGGUGUAACCUGGCCGAUGUCUCGGACAUGUUGUUAGCCUUGCCCCCCCCCCAUCCCCACCGCUGGGCCCAGAGCCAGAUUAAGAUGUCUUGUAAGGCCGGAAUUUCACAGUUUGGUACCAGCUGAGCUCGGCAAAUAUUCAGCGUAAAGCCAUCCCCGUACUGCAUGCGGUACCCCGCGUUGGCACAGCUCGGAUGUGCCAGUGGAAAACGAACGAGGGGGGGGGGGUAAUUGACGUCAUCUUUCAGGGUUUUUACUUGAGGCUGCUAAUAUUUCUCGCUUGCGAUCGAUGUAACAUUUACUAAUGGAAAAAUGUGUUCAUCUCAUGGCGUGACGCCGAUGUAAAUUGGUUUGAAGAACACGUGGCUUCUGUGCCAGCGCAAAUCCCGCGUGUCCGUCUCGGUCAGCUGGUAAACAAUAACCUUCCUUCGCUGGUCGUGCGGUGAAACAAUCGCCCUUCUGGAAUUAAUAUUUUGUACAUUUUCCUGUUGGUACUGCUAUUUUGUUCCGUUGUGAUUACAUGCAUUGUCGGACACUUUUUUUGUUUGUAUUAAUGUUGGUUUGCAGAUUAACACGCCUAACUUAUAAACAUUUACCAUGUAGUUGAAAUGACAAAAUGAGAGACAAUAAAGGACACGGGGAUGUUUAUGUAUACGUUG